Messenger RNA from Spodoptera exigua (beet armyworm), 1042 nucleotides. NCBI's taxonomy places the organism in Eukaryota, Metazoa, Arthropoda, Insecta, Lepidoptera, Noctuidae. The record is from the annotation of a GenBank genome assembly.
CCCCGAUGACAUCAAGGUAAUAAAAAUUACAUUUUAUCUUAAGCUGUAACUAGUAUAACUAGAUAACUUGCAUUGAAAUGCUAAUUAUAUAAACAAGAAUAUGAGACACUCGUAGUCAGUUUUAACAUUGUUACUGUGGAAACUAACCGAAAUUGCGUCCAAACAAAAACUUUACUCACAACAAAUUAAUUUGAUUAAAAUCUUAUUUACGCGCCACAAUAUCUGUAAAACAAAAAGUGAAAAUAAAUUUGUUUAUUUUAACAAUUUUCUGUUGUGAUCCAUUAACUAAUCAGCAUUAUGUCGGCUUCAAAAGUUUGGUCGAAAUUUUCUGUCACCAAGGGAGGUGAUGUCAUCAAUCUACGUGUAGUGGACAUGCCUGAAGAUCUCACUGUUGAAGUCAUGAAUUUUUAUGUCAAUUAUUUGGCAAAGGAAGAUUUUGCUUGCAAAGCAGCUGGAAUUGCAAAAAAUCCAGAAGCAAUUGAAGAAAUGCGUGUUUCCAUGUUGGAUUUUGCAAAAGAAAAAGGAUUUCAUGCUGUAAUCUGCUGUUUGGACCAUGGAGAUGGUCAAAUCAAGGAUUUUAUUGGAGCAUCUAUGAUGGCGCUGGUUACAAAGGAAGAACCCAUGCCUGAGUUUAAAUUCAAGGCAGAAGAAUUGAACAAAAUAUAUGAAAUAUAUUUUGGACUGGAAUCCUAUUACGAUGAAGCUAAGGAGUUUGGUCUGGACAGUUACUUCAGUGACAGAGGACUGUUUGUCCGUCCUGAUUACAGAAAUCUGGGCGUUGAGCAGGAGCUCCUUAAAGUCAGGCGAUUAAUUAGUAAAGAACGAGGUAUAUCAUUGAUCGGAACUUGGAUGACUACGCAAGACUUGCAGAAAGCUGCUGAAAACGAGGGCUGGGAGACGGCGUGUGAAGUGAAAUAUGAGGAACUUGGCCAAAAAUGCGGAGUCAAAUUUGACGCCGACACUGUUUCAUGCAAAUAUAUGUUUGCUAGAACUAAAUAAAUAAAUAACGUGUUUAUAUAUAUAUACAAUUUUAAAAUGUUAA